AUGUCGGAAUACUACAACCCCGGUAUACCUCCGGAGGAUGAGAACCAGAAUCAAACUGGAUAUCAGGGUCAAAAUCCAGGCCAAUAUCAGGAUCAAAAUAACGGGAUACAGAGAAAUCAGUGGGAUCCAAGUUUGAGCUAUCCAGGUUCCAUCGAGCCCGGUCGGGUUGGCUUCGCACCGAACGCUGGCCCGGCCACUUGGGGACAGCAACCUCAACUACAUCGGAUGCCCCAAGAGCACGAGAUGGAGCAAAUACACCCCAGGAAUCAGUGGCAUGCAAUGAAACAGACGAACCAGAGAAACCAGAGAAAUCAAAUGCAAAAUAUGUACCAGAUACCUCCACAUAUUGCAAACCCGGCUCCAGCUCCAGCUCCAGCUUCGUGGUAUGGAUACAACAAUCUUCUCCAUGGAAUGGAUCUAGCCAAUAUGUCUGCUAUUGAACUCUUAAACCGAUUUCCUAUUUUUUUCGGUCAGCCUAACCCUGCUUGGAGUAAUACUGGCAAUGAUUCUGAUGCAUGUGUUGGAUCUGUGUCUGUUCAAAAUCAACAACAUGGAGGUCAACCCAUUGCAGUUUAUCCCAAUGGGGGUCAUUCCAACGGGGGCUACCCUAUUCACGGUCAUGCCAUUCCUCCUCCUCCUCCAUCUCAGCCAUCGCCUGCUGCCCCAUCUACAGGUGGACGCAGAAAGAGAGGUCGGGCAGCUUCUCCAAAUACUACGGCGCCCGCUCCGAAAAGGACGAGAAAUCUCGCGCCAAACGCAUCUGGCACCGAGGGAGAUAACGCCAACAGUUCUAGAAUCCCUGAUCCAACUCCAAACACAACGUCAACUCCAUCAAGACAGCCCCAGAGAACCAGGAAACGGAAAGCAGAUAUCGAUGAGGAGGACGACGAUGACGAAGAUGAUCUUCCCUCGGAUCCCAGGCCGCCAAAGAAGCCCAGGAGGCGACCGGGUGCCACCAAGAAGGACAAGGUCGAUGACGCCGAGGCAGGCAAUUCUCGCAGGAAUCGCAAGAAAGAAGACAAUGAACUGGUCGAUCCAGGGACGAUUUGCAACUUCUGUGCUACCCACCCUGCGGCCUACGCCGCCAACCCGGUCUGUGACUGGGAACAGGUUCCCAACAGGAACGGCCCCGAGAUAUACAAUAUAGAAUGCAGCAACUGUGCCAACUAUCGCUCUCGAAACAAGGACCACACAGAGCUCGCCAAAACAGACGACCAUAUGUGUCGUGUUCGAGGCCCCACAACGCCUUUGAUCAACUUCGAGUACAAAAGAUACGGCGAUCGCGAUCCUCGAACAUAUGUGAAGAAGACUUGCAACCAUUGUACCAGAAAGGGUUGGGAAGAGACGUGCGAUGUCGAUACGAUACUAGGCUAUUAUUGCCUCAAUUGUCGAAAACUGGGGAGCUGCGAGGUUGACAAGUCUGUGUUGCCCAUGAGACGGCCAAACAAGCUCACACGUCGACCGUGGUACCGACAUCCCUGCGAUCGCUGUCUCUUGCGUCACAAGACGUUCGGUGAGAUGAAGGGAGACGAGUGCUGUAGCUGGAUCACCAACAGGUCAGAGUGGGAGGACAACCGAGCCUGUAGACAAUGUCAACGGGACGGGGCGAAAUGUUUGGACCUUGGAACUCCCAUGGCCUCCUUUUCUCAAACUACCUGGCCAUCGAGCUGGAAGAUACGCACCGAGUUCGAGAAGGGAGGGAAAUGGCAUGAAUAUGCGAAAGUGGCAACGGACACAGCUUGGAGAAAGCCGUGUCAGGCGUGCCAGACAGCUGGGAAAGGCACUGACUGUCUGGUCAUGUGGAUCCAGCCAGACCACGCGUGUGAGCGCUGUACGCAGUUUGGUAUUGACUGUUGGGUCCCAGAAGGUGAUGAUUUUCGACCGUAUCCAAUCUUCGAUUUGAGCAGGGUUGGUUUCGGACAAUUCACCCCGUUCAAGGUCUGCAAGCAAUGUGCAGAGGCUGGGAGAAACUGUGACCGACAAAGACCAUGUGAUAGUUGCAGACAUCACAAAGCGAAAUGCGAUCCAAUGAGUUACGACAAACCUGGAUGUAUUGAUCGCGCCAAGGUAGCCGGCAAGGGAAACAAAAGAUCCUAUAGUCCUGGUCAUUUGUACUACCUGGCCUUGGGAUAUGGUCCUGACGGUGUCGACGAUAUAAAGGAUGGUCGACAGGUUGAACAUUGGAUUGGUCCUGCUGCUCCUGUGUACGGCCUGACCAACAUCAAGGAUCGUCCACGGCAUUAUCGAUACAUAGCCGACGUUCAUCGACAUCAUCGCCCGCCAGGCGACGCUAUCCCCCCUGUUACGACACCCGCCGUGUUACUAGAGGACACAACUGCCGAACAGUUGCGCGGGAUCAUUACUGAGCUUUGGUCAAAUAGCCAACCUCCAAAGAACGAUCUCCAAGCGUACCAGAAAGUUUGGAAGCUCCUGCGCGACAAUCAGAAUCUUCAGAUGUCGCAGGCCGGUGUGGAAAUCAACUUGCCAGGUCCGACAAGAAGCGUGCGCAGCUUUCAGGGAGGUCCUGUGCUCAUUGACAUUGAGAGGAUUCAUAACCGUAUGCUUCCAAGUGUUUAUGGAUAUCCGAAUGCCACACAAUCACAGGGGACACCACAAAUACUGCCAAACCCGCCAUACCUACCGCCAGUACAAUACAGAGACCAUCAUCAACAAAAUGCAUCGGCACCGCAAACACAGCUAUAUCCACAUCCAGCGGCACAGCAACCAAAUGCCCAUACACAGCAGCCACAGCCAAUUCGACCAUCUCAAGGUCCAGCAGCAGGCUGGCAAGAGUAUGGAGGCUUUGAUCAACAGCAACCGGAUACUCAUACGCAGCAGCCACAGCCAAUUCGGCCAUCUCAAGACCCAGCAGACCAGCAUAUACAUAGUAGACCCGACAAAGAGGUGUAUGGCCAGUCGCAGCAAGGACAACAAAUGUCCCCAAACCAAGUUCCGCCAUACCAACAAGAUUGCGGAAACUUGGUUCAACAGCGAUUAGAUACCCAUUCACAGCACAAGGGCCAACCUCGAGAUCCAGCAGAUCAGCGAGAAAACGAAGAAGUUGCGUAUGAUCGAUACGUGGCUAACACCCUGCUGCGAGCACUACAAUCGCCGCCAGACCAAGGUAUAGCAGAUGGGCAAGAAACCGAAGACGUUGGACCCGGUCAACAUCGGCUCUCUGCUGAUGACAGUGCCAUCCUGGCUCUGCCCGGGGCUCAUGAUGUUGAAAAUGGCCAACAAGAGCCACUCACUGGUCCACAGCCUCAAGAUCAACCUCAAGAUGGAAUUGACAAAUUCAAAGAGAUGUCCUAUACAGAUCUUUUGAAUUAUAAACGCUCCCGGGUGAAUCGUGGGGAGCGCUGGCACAAUCCUCAAACCUCUAGAGGCGGCAAAAAGCCAUUCCAAGAGAGAAUGGCUCGCGGAAACCGGGUGCCCAAGAACGCAAACAAUCAAGAUGCUUUCAAUCCUUUCCUCGGUUUCACAUUCGGUCCGGACCAGAAACCUCGGUUUAAGGAAAAGCCAACGAGCUCACGCUGGAAGGUCUUCAAUCAUCUCGAGGGUAUUGACAUGGACGGAUGGCAUGAGUCAAAGUCUGAAGAGACUAAAGAAGAGUCUCGGCCGCGCCUCUUUUCCAUUGUCAAUGGUCAAACAAACCAACCAGCACCUUUACGUGAUGUUCUUGGUGACGUGCCUUACGAGGAGAAGGGUGAGAGGACGUGGUGUUAUUGCGCUGAGCCAGGAGAGUGCGGAAGGGGUAAAUGUGGCUCUUGGGACACUGGUGAGCAAGGUCAGGCUACUUGCCAGAGUUCUGCCCAUCGCAACACAGCACCAGGAUACUUCCCAGUAUGCAAUGAUUGUACCCGAGGCAACGUGAAGUACUUGUUCCAGCAUGAGCACAAUCCCAUAACUGAAGGUGAACUGCUCAGCAUGCGUGCUUAUCUCUGCAAUGAUUGUGCUGGUCAGAUGAGCAGCGGUGCUCCGAACGCGGCCCAGAAUCAAGCUGUCGGUGCCAGGCGGGUAUAUGGCAUUGCAGCUGAUGCAGAGCAUUACCAAAACAUGCAGAAACCCGUCAAUGACCCCUCGCAAGCCGCCAAGUUCAUCAGCAAUACCGAGGCUCUGACAGGCUGUUCGUGUGCCAACAGAAUGCUAGGAACAUCACUUUGCCAGUUCCAUAGAUUGUACUAUGCCGAAGAGGUUAUGAAACACUCGGCAUUGAUGCAAGAAUGGCGGCUGUCGCGCUUCAAGAAGGCAGUGUGUCCCAGUUGUCUUGCGCAAAAGCCUAGUGAGCAGGUCAAUGUUUCAGCGAACGUCGAUGGUUUUGUAACAGGCGCGCCGACGGCAUGGACUUGUCUUGUUUGCAAUGACUGGGUUGUGAAUGAACAGAACGACGGGAACAACCAGCCAAAGGCGAUUGACAAGCCGCUGUGGAAUCUAAAUAUCGGGCGCGAACUUCUCGAUCCGCGUCGAGAGAUAACCCCAGGCAGGGUUCUUGGGGAAGAGGUGUCUGUCUAG
Molecule: messenger RNA, 4512 nt
Organism: Fusarium odoratissimum NRRL 54006
Lineage: Eukaryota; Fungi; Ascomycota; Sordariomycetes; Hypocreales; Nectriaceae
Exons: 1
Coding region: 1-4512 (1503 amino acids)
Source: RefSeq, a predicted model, not a curated record